AAGUGGGUCCCAUUUUUUCCCAUUUCCCAACCUCCAUAACUAUAGUUUUGAGACUUCUCUGUCUCCUAUACUCCCCUCUCUCUUUCUCUGAGCUUCAGAUCUAGAAGAGAAGAGUGUAAGACCCAGAUCAGAUAAACCAUAGCAUCCAAUAACGUUCUCGGAAACGUAUAGAUUUCACCAAGAAUGGCAGUGACAGAAGCAGAAAACCCUCUUCUUGGAGAAGUCACUUGUGGCACCUUACUGCAGAAGUUGCAGGAAAUCUGGGAUGAAGUUGGUGAGAGUGAUGAGGAACGAGACAAACUGCUUCUCCAGAUAGAGGAAGAGUGUCUUAACGUUUACAAGCAUAAAGUCGAGCUCGCCGCCAAAUCUCGCGCUGAGCUUCUUCAGACCUUGUCAGAUGCCAAUGUUGAACUCUCCAAUCUCACAACCGCUCUUGGGGACAAAAGCUACAUCGGCAUUCCAGAUAAGACUUCAGGAACGAUCAAAGAGCAGCUUUCUGCAAUAGCACCUGCUCUUGAACAGCUUUGGCAGCAGAAAGAGGAAAGAGUCAGGGAGUUUUCUAAUGUGCAAUCACAGAUUCAGAAGAUCUGUGAAGAGAUUGCUGGAGGUUUGAGCAACGGGACUCAUGUGGUCGACGAGACUGACUUGUCCCUGAAGAGAUUGGAUGACUACAAGAGCAAACUCCAAGAGCUCCAGAAAGAGAAGAGUGAUAGGUUGAGCAAGGUGCUUGAGUUUGUGAGCACAGUGCAUGAUCUGUGUUCCGUCCUUGGUUUAGAUUUCUUGAGCACUGUCACUGAAGUUCAUCCGAGCUUAGAUGAGGCAAAUGGUGUUCAUGCCAAGAGCAUUAGCAACGAGACUCUUUCAAAGUUGGCUACGACUGUCUUGACUCUUAAAGAGGACAAGAGGCAAAGACUUGAAAAGCUUCAAGAGCUAGCUACUCAGCUGACUGAACUAUGGAAUCUGAUGGAUACUCCUGAUGAGGAAAGGGAGCUUUUUGACCAUGUUACCUGUAACAUUUCUGCUUCAGUUCAUCAAGUGACCGUCUCUGGUGCUCUCGCACUUGAUCUCAUCGAGCAGGCUGAGGUGGAAGUGGAUAGGCUUGAUAAACUGAAAGCUAGCAGGAUGAAGGAAAUUGCAUUCAAGAAACAAACCGAGCUCGAGGAGAUAUACGCUCGAGCUCACAUAGAGAUAAAGCCUGAGGUUGUUCGUGAGAGGAUCAUGUCGUUGAUCGAUGCUGGAAACACUGAGCCUGCUGAGCUACUAGCUGAGAUGGAUAGCCAGAUAGCAAAGGCCAAGGAAGAAGCGUUUAGUAGGAAAGAGAUAUUGGACCGAGUCGAGAAAUGGAUGUCAGCUUGUGAGGAAGAGAGCUGGCUUGAAGACUAUAACCGGGAUCAGAACAGGUAUAGUGCAAGCAGAGGUGCGCAUUUGAAUCUCAAGAGAGCUGAGAAAGCUAGGAUUCUUGUCAGCAAGAUUACAGCAAUGGUUGACACAUUGGUUACUAAAACCCGGGCAUGGGAAGAGGAUAACAGUAUGUCUUUCGAGUAUGAUGGUGUUCCUCUGCUCGCUAUGUUAGAUGAGUACACUAUGCUUAGACAGGAACGAGAAGAGGAGAAGCGGAGGCUGAAGGAACAGAAGAAGCAGCAAGAACAGCCGCCGCACACUGAUCAAGACUCAGCCUUUGGGUCUAGACCUAGCCCUGGGAGACCCGUGAGUGCCAAGAAACCGGUGGGAGCACGAGCUAACGGAGGAGGAGGGAGUAACGAAACGCCUAGGCGUUUGUCCAUGAACUCAAACCAGAACGGAAGCAAGUCCAAAAGAGACAGUCUCAACAAGCUGACUUCUCCUUCGAAACUAGUAGCUGUCUCGACAGAGGAAGCUUCAUCGUCUCCUCCGGUGUCUUGUCCGGACCCAGUUCUUGCUUCACCAUGACAAUAUCUCUCCAGUCCUUUAGUUUGUUAUUUUAGAGAAUCAGUAACGAUGAUGAAACAAAAAAAACUUUAGGAACGAGACAAAAACACUGAGAGUAGAAUGUUACUUAGAUUUUUAUGUCUUUGUAUCAUUGACUGACUCGUUUUUUUCUUCUAUUCCACGCCUUUUGGUGCUAUAUGAAAGUGCGGGUUUAAUGAAUAAAAAUUAGG
This is a messenger RNA of Raphanus sativus (radish), 2138 nucleotides long. RefSeq names its product 65-kDa microtubule-associated protein 2. The transcript is spliced from 10 exons. Gene Ontology annotation, molecular function: microtubule binding. The coding region runs from base 184 to 1929 and encodes 581 amino acids. Gene Ontology annotation, biological process: microtubule cytoskeleton organization; cytokinesis by cell plate formation. Gene Ontology annotation, cellular component: spindle; cytoplasm. The record is from RefSeq and is a predicted model, not a curated record. NCBI's taxonomy places the organism in Eukaryota, Viridiplantae, Streptophyta, Magnoliopsida, Brassicales, Brassicaceae.